AUUCAUUUUCGCUUUUACGCAUGCGCAACGUGAUUGAUGCAAAACGUGUAUUUUUUCCAAGAAUAUAUCUCAUACUAAUUGAUUUUAGAGAGAAUUCUCCUCGCCCUAACUGACUCCGUUAGCUCAACAGACGAGUUUUGUAUAUUAUCGCCCAUUUGACGUGACAAGCCAUUUUUCACUUGUUUACAGCACGUACUUUAUUUCCAUAUCAUGGCUAGAAGGCCUAUAAAAAUGCCAGAAAUUACUGGUCUUUACUCGUAUAUUUCAACAAUCGAUUGGACCGAACCCUGGUUAAUUGGAUUGAUCGCAUUUCACUUUGGUGCUGUUAUCUUGACGCGUUUGACGAAACGAGACGGUCUCGCUAGAUUCUCACUCUUUUUCAUAUACCUUAUACUGGUUUAUUUUGCUGAAAAUGUGAACAAGUGGGCAGCUGCUAAUUGGAAGUUGUUUUCGAAAGAACAGUACUUCGAUAGUAACGGUUUAUUUAUAUCUAUUACAUUUUCCGGUCCAUUACUUAUGCAUGCAAUGAUAAUUGUGGUUGUUUGGUUGUAUACAACAUCCGGGAUGCUGGUGUCAUUGGGUAGGGCAAAAGUAAAAGCUAAAGCUGAAAAGACUGAGAAGACUGAAAAGACUGAAAAGUCUGAAAAAACUGAAUAA
Dimorphilus gyrociliatus is the source of this 657-nucleotide messenger RNA. The record is from the annotation of a GenBank genome assembly. Lineage: Eukaryota; Metazoa; Annelida; Polychaeta; Dinophilidae.